AUGGUAUCGCCCACGCAGGCCGACCAAGACGAGCUCGUGGAUGCAAUCCUGCAAGAGUUGUCGACCACUCCGUAUGCUGCCUCGUCGCUGACGCAGCUGAGCGGCGGCUCGACCAAUUUUGUCUUCCGCGGCAUCCUCGCUCACCCGUUGCCGUUGCCGUUGCCCUCACGAUCCGAACCGGAACCGCAACCGGACCCGACCACUGGCAAGACCAUCAUAGUCAAGCAUUCCAGGGAUCAUAUACGAGGCAACAAGAACUUCCCGCUUGCCGUGUCGCGUUGUAUCUUUGAACAAUCCAUGCACCACGCACUCAAUAGCUUCCCGUCACCGUCCUCAAACUUGAAGGUCCCGCAUCACUACCUGUUCAACCCGAGGGCAAACAUCCAGGUCAUAGAAGAUUUCCCCGAUGCGGUGGAUCUGAAAUCGAUUCUCGUCCCACCUUCACCCUCACCCACCACCGAAGCCAUCUUGACACCGACAGUGGCGACGUGCAUUGGUCACGACAUCGGAGUCUGGCUUCGGUCCUUCCACCUUUGGGCCUCGGCGCCAGCGCAAUCCGCCCUUCGCCGAGAAUUGGGGCAAAAUGAGCCGAUGCGAAAGCUAAAGCGUCUCGCGUCCUAUGAUAGCUUCAUCAACAUACUCGAGAACUUCCCAGAGACUCUGGAAGGGAUCAGGAAGCCAUUGGAAGAAGUCAGGGAGACGGCGGCCAGGGAGUUCAACAAACCAGCGACAGAUGAUGGCGGAGAGUACUGGGGCGUCAUCCACGGAGACUUCGCGGCGUGCAAUGUGCUGGUAUCGGACGUGCCAUCGUUGCAAACAAACAACCCCGAAGCACCAAAGCUCGUCAUCAUCGACUGGGAGCUCGCCCAGGUCGGUCAUUGGGCAUAUGAUCUGGGCCAAAUGAUCGGCGAUCUCUAUGAGCAGAAGCACUUCCGUCAGGUCGACAGUGCUGUGUGGAUAGUCCGUGGCCUUGUCGAUGGCUACGGCGGAUUGAGUGACGAGCUGGCCUUUCGGACUGCCAUUCAUGUGGGUGUGUGGUUGCUCGGCUGGUAUAAUAGACGCCACCCAAAGUUGCCCUUAAAAGGAACCCCAGAGCAGAUCGCGGGUAUAGUGCAGCUCGCCACAGAUGUCAUUCUGAAGGCAUGGGCGAAAGAUAGGACGUGGUUUGAGGCCAGUGUGUUUGCACCGCUGUUUGGUGGGACCCCUGCCUAG
Capronia epimyces CBS 606.96 is the source of this 1212-nucleotide messenger RNA. RefSeq lists its product as uncharacterized. Bases 1 to 1212 code for a protein of 403 amino acids. The transcript has 3 exons. Lineage: Eukaryota; Fungi; Ascomycota; Eurotiomycetes; Chaetothyriales; Herpotrichiellaceae. The record is from RefSeq and is a predicted model, not a curated record.